GAUUAGGAUUCAAAGUCCAAAAGAAUCUAAAAUUAUCAUCACAUACACAUCCAUACAUCCACUUCUAAUUAUAUAUUAGAACACCAACUUAUCAUUCAUCACUAACAUCCGUUCCUCAAAAGUCUCAAACCCUAUCCUUUCAGUUACUCUGCAACAUCAUCACGAACCAACCCAUUUACAUUCCCUCACACCGAACCCCAAGAAAGAGAGCAAAACACAACAAAAACAUCAUUUUUAACCUUGUUCAAUGGAAAACUGUGUCUGGCAGCAGCACCACCACCUUAGGACUAUGGUCACUUUUCCAUCUCCAACACCAUCAUCGUCAUCAUCAUCAUCACUCAAACCCCACUUGAGAUUCUUGCCCAGAAAACAUGUGGGUUAUGGCAAAGGCAUGAGGGUGAGAGCGAGUGGAGGAAGAAGGCACUGCGAUUUCAGCAGCAUAAACGCACCCCUUGAGCCAAAGUCACUUGUGGGGAAGUUUCUCAGUGGUGUGUUUCAGAAUCACCGCCAAUUGUUCCACGUUGUUGCCAAGGAAGAACUCAAGCUCUUGAGUGAUGACAGAGACUCUGCUGUUGCUCGCAUGCUUCUCACCCAUCACUCUGAUGAAGCCUUGCUUCACAGGAGGAUUGCACAAGUGAAAGAGAAUGAGUGUAUGCUUGCUAUAGAAGAUGUUAUGUAUUUGCUGAUUUUAUACAAGUUUUCUGAGAUUAGGGUCCAUUUAGUUCCAAAGCUUUCUAGUUGCCUAUACAAUGGAAGGCUAGAGAUAUUGCCUUCUAAGGACUGGGAUCUGGAGUCUAUUCACUGUGUAGAGGUCUUGGAUAUCAUUAGGGAUCACGUCAACACUGUAACGGGCUUGAAACCAAAUUCUAGUGUGAAGGAGAGUUGGGCGACGACUUCGAUCAGACAGUUCUGGUUAGCCCGAGUCUAUGUCGCCUCCAUAUUAUAUGGUUACUUUUUGAAGUCAGUUUCGUUAAGGUAUCACCUAGAACGAAGCCUGUCUUUGUCUAAUGAUCUUCAUCAUGGUCAUAGGACUCACCCAUCAUUUCAUGAUAUGUGUCGUUACAAUUCCAACCAUGUGGCCCUUGGCCAAAAGGGUGACAUACAAUCUGUGUGGAAUGGUUUAAUCAGGCAUGAAGAGGGAGUUGAAGAUUUGAAGUGUUAUGCUAUGGGGUUUCACCCUGGAUCAUUGCAAAGAUGCGCCAAACUGAGAUCUAAGGAAGCUGUGCAUUUGGUAGAGUCUCAUAGUCAUGCACUUUUUGGGAAUGGAGAAGAAUCUGGUUUUAAAGAGCAUGAUGUUAUUUUAACUUCAUAUUCUAGUCUGAGGAGGCUAGUUUUGGAAGCUGUUGCAUUUGGAUCUUUCCUCUGGGAGACAGAAGAUUACAUUGACAAUAUAUAUAAGCUUAAUGAUCAUGAAGUAGUAUAGUAUUAAGCAAGUUUUGCUAAAUAAAUUCCCACUGUUAGGAGAUUUUGUGUGUAUAUAAAGUGAGUUAGUUUUGGGUUAAGUUUAUAUUGUAUAGUAUGGUAAAUCUAAAUAAUGUACAGUUUAGUUGCUUGGUUGAUUAGCUGAGAAAUUUUUGAGAUUGAUAGUUUAAAUAAACACAAAGUUGUUCACUGUAUAUGGAUCUAUGUUUAAAUUUUGUGCAAAACAGAAAAAAGAAAAUGCUUCUUACAUUUCAUAUUACAUGGCUUUUUAAGGUUUGUACAAUUGGGAUAUUUGCUGGUUAUGAUGUCUUUAUGAAAAGCAGAAUACUUCUU
This is a messenger RNA of Abrus precatorius (Indian licorice), 1755 nucleotides long. RefSeq names its product UV-B-induced protein At3g17800, chloroplastic-like. NCBI's taxonomy places the organism in Eukaryota, Viridiplantae, Streptophyta, Magnoliopsida, Fabales, Fabaceae. Bases 248 to 1423 code for a protein of 391 amino acids. The transcript is spliced from 2 exons. The record is from RefSeq and is a predicted model, not a curated record.